AAAAAGACAAACCUGUAGAAAAACUUGUAGCAAGAGCAAGAUAUCUAAUUAAUUUCUUAUCAGCUCCAAAACAGGCAAAACAAUUAGAAAAAGCUCAAAUAGUGUUAAAAAAAUUAGUCUCUGAAAUUAAUACUAAUAAAGAAUCAUACUUAUAUAUUACUGCUAAUAUAAUUACUAGAUAG
Dentiscutata heterogama is the source of this 182-nucleotide messenger RNA. The record is from the annotation of a GenBank genome assembly. Lineage: Eukaryota; Fungi; Glomeromycota; Glomeromycetes; Diversisporales; Gigasporaceae.